This is a messenger RNA of Ectocarpus siliculosus, 1992 nucleotides long. The record is from the annotation of a GenBank genome assembly. NCBI's taxonomy places the organism in Eukaryota, Phaeophyceae, Ectocarpales, Ectocarpaceae.
AUGUUGCUGCCUCGUGUCUUACCACUGCUCAUUGCAAGCAGUUGCUUGUUCUCGACGACUUCAGCGGUGGAUAAGCUUGACGUCGAAUGGAAGGAUGUUUCGUGUUCCGUGGGGCGCAGCAAGAAGAACGCGAUCCUGGACGGCGUCAGCGGCAGGGCUAACGCGGGAAAAGUGCUGGCGGUGAUGGGCCCCUCCGGCUCAGGGAAGACGACGCUGCUCAACGCCCUCGCCGGCCAGUUGCCCUACAGCAAGAGGACUCGGCUCCACGGCACGCUGACGGUCGGAGGAGCUGAGCGGGCGCCGGACCAGGAGCAGGCGUUUGUGAAGCAGGAAGACGUGUUCUACAGCCAGCUCACGGUUAGGGAGACCCUCCUCAUGGCGGCGCGCCUCCGCCUCCCGAGCUCCGUGCCCCUCGAGGAGAAGUCCGCCAUGGUGGACAAGCUCAUCAGCAAGCUCGGCCUGUCUAAGGUGGCCUCUACGAUCGUCGGGGAUGAGAAGACGAGGGGCAUCUCGGGGGGAGAGAAGAAGCGCCUCUCCAUGGGCUGCCAGCUCUUUGGAACCCCCUCGCUCAUCUUCUGCGACGAGCCCACGACCGGCCUGGAUGCCUUCCAGGCGGAGCGGGUCAUGGCCACCCUCCGGCAGCUGGCCCAGGACGGACACACGGUGAUCUGCUCGAUCCACCAGCCCAGGAGUUCUAUAUUCGGGAUGUUCGACGACGUCCUGUUGCUCAGCGAGGGCCGGGUCAUGUUCCAGGGGCCCGCGAAGCGGAUCGGGUCGUACUUCCGGUCGAAGGGGUACCCCAUGCCGUCCAACACAAACCCCGGGGACUUCGCUGUCGACGUGGUUUCGGUGGAUUACACGUCUAAGAAGACCGAAAGGAGGACCAAGGAGCGCAUCGCCCGCUUUGACGCCGAGCACCGUGCUUCCGCACCCACGUCCUCUUCGUCGUCAUCGUCAUCGUCAUCGUCGUCUCUGCUGAGCUACUUCGUCUCCCACUGGGAGAAGACCGGAGGGGAAGCAACGGAGGACGAGGACGAAGAGGACGAAGGGGAGAAGAAGGAGAAGAAGAAGGAGAAGGAGAAGGAGGAGGUGACAGAGGUGACAGAGGUGGCGGAAACAGCGGCGGCGGCAGCCGCGACGGUGGUGAAGGGAGGGGCGACGUCGUCGAAAGCGGCGGCGCAGCGCCGGGGGAAGGCCGCGCAGCGCAAGGGGAAGGCGGCGGCUAAGCGAGGGAGCAAGGCAGCAGCGAAGAAGGGGAGCAAGGCGGUGCGGCGCCGGGGCGGCGACGGGGAGCAGAGGGCCGGCGCGAUGGAGCAGUUCCGGCUGCUGCUGGCGAGGUCUUGGAGGCAAGUCAACCGUGCCAAGUUCGCCAACGCCACCCGGGUGGUCGCCAACCUCGGGUCCGCGGUGGUGUUCGGCAGCAUCUUCUGGAAGCUCGGCAUGGGGCAGUCGCACAUCAACGACCGCAUCGGCUUGCUGCAGACGUCUGUGAUCCAGACGGCGAUGUCCACCGUCGCCAAGACUCUCGUCACCUUCCCGAAAGAGGCAACGAUUGUCAAGGCGGAGCGAAGCUUGAACAUGUACAGCGUCCUGCCCUACUUCCUGGCCAAGAUGAUCGCCGACCUUCCCCUGACGGCCCUCUUCCCCACCGUCUCGGGGGCGGUGAUGUACAAGAUGACCGGCCUGCACCCGAAGCGCGACAGGCUGGCGAAGUUUCUGGGAGUUCUCACCCUCGAAGCGUUUACCGCGGCGGCGUUCGGGAUGUUGGUCGGCUGCGUGGCCAAGGACGGCGACGCCGCCAAUGCUAUCGGCCCCCCGCUCAUGACCAUCUUCAUUCUCUUCUCAGCUGUGCUUGUCGGAAGACGGUGGGUUGCCUCUUGUCUAUCCGCUUGCGGCCGCGAGGUUCUCUUUCAGUGCUUGCGCGGAGGCGUGGAGGGAUGCGCGGUGCCCUGCUUCUGCGUUCAAGAUCCGCCCUUUCUUUCUCAGGUUGUU